Staurois parvus is the source of this 257-nucleotide messenger RNA. The record is from the annotation of a GenBank genome assembly. NCBI's taxonomy places the organism in Eukaryota, Metazoa, Chordata, Amphibia, Anura, Ranidae.
AUAUUGCUCUAGUAAGAUCAUGUUAAAAAAAAUUAAAAAAUAAUAAAAAUGUUUUUAAAAAAUGAAAAAAAAAUAUUAUUAUAUCAUUAUAUCACCAGCAUGCCAGUUAUAUGAUGAUGCUGUAGUCCAGGGGCGGACUGACCAUUUGGAAACUCGGGCACUGCCCGAGGGCCCGGGAUGCCCCUGGUACCUUUUUCAUAGGCUUUUUUGAGUUUGGGCAGGACACAGGGGCCCCAUGAUCCCCUAUUGCCCAGGGG